GCCGAUCCCACGGGCGUACCAGAAUGGCCAGCUUGCGAGACUACAUGAGGCUCGAGACCAGUCGCCCUGUCAUGUAGCCAAUUUAGUCUACCGACCGCCGUUACGAGGCCGCCCCGCCGACAAGACGCGCACCACUUCUCUGGAGCCCGCCCACGCUAGCCUUGCACCCCUUCCAGAUCACUGCCGAGAAUCACAGAAUACGGCACGAGGCUCCCCAGACCCUUACGUCGUCGUCUCCCCUUCCUCAUCCGCUCCAGUCUCCCAUACUUCAAGUUCGACGGCGCUAUCAUGUCUCCUCACAUUGACUAUUACCCGGCCUCCAACAGCAAUAGUUACGCCCAGAGUUGCACGAGCUCUACGAUAUACCCCUCGACCGACUUCGUUGUGUCCAAUGCGCAUGCCCCUCCUUCAAAAGACAAAAGGUCCAAGCUUCUGGAUCGAUUCGUCGACGCGUAUGACGAACUGCAGGCCUACAGGGAAGGCAAGGCGGUCAUUGUUGAUGGCCAUACCCUCAGCAUCUCCGCAGUGGCAGCUACUGCUCGCUAUGGAGCUGCCGUGACUCUUACUGACAAGCCCGAGACACGUGAGCGUGUUCUGCAGAGUAGACGCGUGAUCGUUGGCAAAGUUAAUGCUCAGCGUAGCGUAUACGGAGUCAGCACAGGCUUCGGUGGAAGCGCCGAUACUCGUUCAAACGACCCUCUCCUGCUCGGUCAUGCCCUCCUCCAGCACCAGCAGGCUGGUGUACUCCCAUCACAGACCGAGGCUCCCCUCCUGGCGCUUCCCCUGGGCGAUCCCCUGGCUGCAACGAGCAUGCCAGAGGCUUGGGUCCGCGGUGCUAUUCUUAUCCGGAUGAACUCGCUCAUCCGCGGUCACUCUGGCGUCCGGUGGGAGCUUAUCGAGAAGCUGGGCGAACUGUUACAGGAGAACAUCACGCCACUCGUUCCUCUGCGUGGCAGCAUCUCGGCUUCCGGCGAUCUUUCACCUUUAUCGUAUGUCGCUGGAACUUUGACUGCUAAUCCGGCGAUUCGCGUCUAUGAUGGCCCUGCAUCCUUCGCGGCGCGCCGCAUUGUUCCCUCGAGCGUUGCGCUGGCCAACCACGGCGUUGUUCCGAUCUCCCUCUCGUCCAAGGAACACCUCGGUAUCUUGAACGGCACUGCGUUUUCUGCGUCCGUCGGCGCGCUUGUCCUCAAUGAAGUCGUGCACCUGUCGCUGCUCGCACAAGUCUGCACAGCGAUGGGCACCGAAGCCAUGACUGGCGCCGCUGCGUCCUUCGACCCUUUCAUCCAUGACAUUGCCCGCCCGCAUCCCGGCCAGAUUGAAGUCGCACGCAAUAUCAGGGCGCUCCUUGAGGACUCGCAGAUGGCACUGAAGCGUGAGGAUGAGGUCCACAUUACCGAGGAUGAGGGCGAACUCCGCCAGGAUCGCUACCCACUGCGCACAUCGGCGCAGUUCCUUGGACCACAAAUCGAGGAUAUCCUCUGUGCGCUGGAUGCGGUCACACUGGAAUGCAACUCGACUACCGACAACCCUCUGGUCGACGGCGAAACCGGGACUGUGCACCACGGCGGAAACUUCCAGGCCAUGGCCGUCACCAGUGCGAUGGAGAAGACUCGGCUGGCUAUUUACCAUAUCGGCAAGUUGCUGUUCGCGCAGUGCACGGAGCUCGUCAACCCGACCAUGAACCGCGGACUGCCGCCCAACCUGGCCUCGACCGACCCGUCGCACAACUACUUCGCCAAGGGUAUCGACAUUCACACUGCUGCGUACGUCAGCGAGCUUGGCUACCUUGCGAACCCAGUGUCGUCACACAUCCAGUCUGCGGAGAUGCACAAUCAGGCUGUGAACUCGCUUGCGCUGAUCUCGGCUCGGUACACGAUCACUGCGAUUGACGUGCUCUCGCAGCUGACAGCGAGUUACCUCCUCGUGCUGUGCCAGGCCCUCGACCUGCGCUCGAUGCACCACGACCUCCGGUCCUCGCUGUCAACCGCCGUGCGCGAGCUCGUGCCGAAGCACUUCCCAUCUGUGGCCACGCACGCGGACGUCCUCGCGCCGAUCCUCGAGCGCACCGUCUUCCGCGCCCUCGACACUACGAGCACCUCAGACUGCAAGGCGCGCAUGCACAGCGUCGCUGCGUCCACGACGACGCCGCUGGUCGACUUCCUGUCCGCGGACGCCGCGUUCGCGCCCGAGCUCGCGCACAUCGCUGGCUUCCGCGCGGAGCUCGCGCAGCGCGCUGCGGAGGCGUUGACGGGUCUGCGCGUGCAGUACCUCGAGGGCGCGCGCGGUGCGGCGCCCGCAAGCAGACACCUCGGCGGGACGCGGGCGGUGUACGAGUUCGUGCGAAUUACACUCGGAGUGCGGAUGCACGGCGCGGAGAACCUGCAUGGCUUUGAGAUGGGCCCUGGCGUCGAGGAGGGCACGGUCGGCGGCAGCAUCUCUGUUAUCUACGAGGCCAUCCGCGAUAGUAAGAUGCAGGGCGUAAUCAUCCAGCUCGUCAGGUCGAUCAAAGCGGGUGAGAUGCAGAGGACUUGAUAUCCUUGACGCUUGGACUCCCUCAUUCUUCUCGGCUCAAUGCAGUAACAGAAGGUUCGGAUGUAUCGUUAUUGUUCCAGGUAAAU
Molecule: messenger RNA, 2618 nt
Organism: Phanerochaete carnosa HHB-10118-sp
Lineage: Eukaryota; Fungi; Basidiomycota; Agaricomycetes; Polyporales; Phanerochaetaceae
Exons: 5
Coding region: 289-2532 (747 amino acids)
Biological process (GO): L-phenylalanine catabolic process
Cellular component (GO): cytoplasm
Molecular function (GO): ammonia-lyase activity
Source: RefSeq, a predicted model, not a curated record